GACUCUGAAGUCCAUGAUGGAAGAAAAUAUAGUGAAACUGUCCUAAAAAUAUUAAGUAAGAACUUAGGAACUGUCACAGAAAAGAAGAAAAAAUUAAGUUGUGAAUUCUGUGGUAAAGGUUGGACCUAUCAGAGUCAAUUGUUGAUGCACAUGAGAACUCACACAGGUGAGAGGCCGUACUCUUGUCAAACAUGUGGGAAACAUUUCAGUAAACAGAGUAAUUUGUUGGUCCACAUGAGAACUCACACAGGUGAGAGGCCGUAUUCUUGUCAAACAUGUGGGAGAAGCUUCGGUUCACAGGGUUGUUUAUCGCGUCACAUGAGAACUCACACUGGUGAGAAGCCGUAUUCUUGUCAAACAUGUUGGAAAAAUUUCUCUACGCAGGGUCAUUUGUUGGUCCACAUGAGAAGUCACACAGGUGAGAAGCCAUAUUCAUGUAAAACAUGUGGGAAAAGUUUCAGUCAACACACUUGUUUAUCGCGUCACAUGAGAACUCACACAGGUGAGAAGCCGUAUUCAUGUAAAACAUGCGGGAAAAGUUUCAGUACACGGGGUUAUUUGUCGGUCCACAUGAGAACUCACACAGGUGAGAAGCCAUAUUCAUGUAAAACAUGUGGGAAAAGUUUCAGUAAUCUGAGGCCUUUGGUAAUCCACAUGAGAACUCACACAGAUGAGAAGCCAUAUUGUUGUCAAACAUGUGGGAAAAGUUUCGGUACACAGAGUUGUUUAUUGCGUCACAUGAGAACUCACACAGGUGAGAAGCCGUAUUCUUGUCAAACAUGUGGGAAAAGUUUCACUACACAGAGUAAUUUAUUGGUCCACAUGAGAACUCACACAGGUGAGAAGCCUUUUUCUUGUCAAGCAUGCGGGAAAAGUUUCAGUCAACAGACUUGUUUAUCGCGUCACAUGAGAACUCACACAGGUGAGAAGCCGUAUUCAUGUAAAACAUGUGGGAAAAGUUUCAGUGCACAGAAUAAUUUUUUGGCCCACAUAAGAACUCACACAGGUGAGAAGCCAUAUUCAUGUAAAAUAUGUGGGAAAAGUUUCAGUCGUCAUAAUCCUUUGGUGGUCCACAUGAGAACUCACACAGAUGAGAAGCCGUAUUCAUGUAAAACAUGUGGGAAAAGUUUCGGUUCACAGGGUUAUUUGUUGCGUCACAUGAGAACUCACACAGGUGAGAAGCCGUAUUCUUGUGGCACAUGUGGGAAAAGUUUUGAUCGUCGUAGUUCAGUGCUGCACCAUAUGAAAGUUCACAAAGAGAUGAAGUGAUGAAAGACUCUGAGAACUCUUGUUCAGGAAGUCCAGCUUGAACCAGAAAUCACAAGUUUUCUUCCAGUUUAAAGGAAAUGUCAUUGAUAUAAACACUGUUGAGAUUCUGCUUCAGAAAAAAAAGGUUUCUGGUUCAUAAUAAUUCAUUGUUUUUAUGUAGUGCUUUUCAGAACACUGAGAGUCCCUUUUUUAAAGUAGAAGAUGUAAAUAAAUGUAGUGUUAAAUGGCACAGAGGCUGAUAAACCAUCCCCUGGUUGUUGAAUGAAUCUUUAGCGCCAUAGCGCCACGAGAGGGCGCUAUGGCGCUGCCCCACCACUCGUCACUCACCCCUCACCUCAUUAUCAUUCAUAUUCACAAAAAAACAUAAAAAAUUAAAUAAUAAAUUACAAAUAUUAUGGAGUGAAUGUUUAUUUUUCUAUGAGUAUAAUAAAAGAUCUAUGUGAUGGAGUCACUCUGACGGGGACCACGGCGCAGCGCAGGCACUCAUUACAACACACAUUAACACUCACCUGUGUCUUUUCUCCGUCUGCUCCGUUUCCCGCAUAUUCGGACAUUGUUAUUCACCGCAGUAGUCGUGGGCACACACUCGACCACUAACAAAUCAUCUUCCUGCCAUAAUCUUUUCACCCUGCAAACUUUUUCACCAGUAUUCACGUCCCAUUCACAUCCUCCCACGGGCAAACCGAGCGCCGUGUUCACUUCCUGUUUAUAGGCCGUCAGAUGGGGAAACCCGGAAGUGACGUCAUGAUGACGUCACCGAAAGGUGCCGAUUUCGGCGUGUAAAUAAUCUAUUUUUAUUGCUGACCUAUUUUGAGAUGCAGUGGUAUGACUGUUUCUGCAUAUUUUUGGACAAAUUAUCAUGAAUUUAUUAUGGGCAUUUAUGUUUUGUAGGAGAAAACUUUGAUUUUCAUUGUUAAUUACCUGAGGGGAGGGGCCUGUGGUGUUAAAAGGAGACCAACCUCCACCUGUGGAGACAGAGAGAGACAGACUUCACUCUGAUGGAGAGAGUGGGAGCCUGCAAACAUUGGGUUUGCAUUGUUACACUGGAGGUAACUGAAAGACCAAGAUCUUUUCAAGAAUUUCCUUUUUUUUUUCCCCCCUACUCCUAUUGUAAAUAGUUUUUGAGCUCCUCAUUUUGUUCUGCACUUUGGGAUUACGUUUGGUAAAAUAAACAUACUAAACAUCA
Salarias fasciatus (jewelled blenny) is the source of this 2455-nucleotide messenger RNA. RefSeq names its product zinc finger protein 568-like. Gene Ontology annotation, biological process: regulation of transcription by RNA polymerase II; embryo development. The transcript has a single exon. Gene Ontology annotation, cellular component: nucleus. Gene Ontology annotation, molecular function: RNA polymerase II transcription regulatory region sequence-specific DNA binding; DNA-binding transcription factor activity, RNA polymerase II-specific. The record is from RefSeq and is a predicted model, not a curated record. NCBI's taxonomy places the organism in Eukaryota, Metazoa, Chordata, Actinopteri, Blenniiformes, Blenniidae. The coding region runs from base 145 to 1269 and encodes 374 amino acids.